UGGGAAGUGCUGCCUUGUGAGCGGCGCCGGCGGCGGCGGCCUAGGUGCCUCCAAGACAUCGCGGUGGAGUUAUGUGACUGACCCGAGAGAGGAGAAUUCAGAACAGGAGAGAUAAAUUGGGGAGCCAUCCACACGGACACGGUUGUCCAAACCAUGAAAGUGACUGCGACCCCGAAGGGAGCAAAUGUUGAGUGAGAAGAGAAGGGCUGUGAAGAAAUCUCACAUUUAGAGGUGACCUUGUGUAGGGCGAACAAUGGAUUCUCUGGAUCACAUGCUGACAGACCCCCUGGAGCUGGGUCCCUGUGGAGAUGGCCACGGUACCCGGAUUAUGGAGGACUGCAUGUUGGGAGGCACCAGAGUUAGCUUGCCAGAAGAUCUGCUGGAGGAUCCUGAGAUCUUCUUCGACGUCGUCAGCCUUUCGACCUGGCAGGAGGUGCUGAGCGACUCACAGCGGGAACACCUGCAGCAGUUCCUGCCUCGCUUCCCCGAAGGCAGCGUUGAGCAGCACGACCAGCUCAUCUCAGCCCUGUUCAGUGGGGAGAACUUCCGUUUCGGGAAUCCCCUGCACAUUGCCCAGAAGCUCUUUCGAGAUGGACACUUUAACCCUGAGGUGGUAAAGUACCGGCAGCUAUGCUUCAAGUCUCAGUACAAGCGCUACCUGAACACUCAGCAGCAGUACUUUCACCGACUGCUGAAGCAAAUUCUCGCCUCGCGCAGCAAUCUCUUGGAGAUGGCUCGGAGGAGCGGCCCUGCCCUGCCUCCAAGACGGAAACGGCCCUCCCUGUCCUGCACUCCCGAGGAGCGGGAACGACGUACCCAGCAGCGUUAUCUCAAAGUCCUGCGGGAAGUGAAAGAGGAGUGUGGAGACAGCACCUUGUCCUCAGAUGAAGAGGAUCUCAGCUCAUGGCCUCCCAGCUCUCCGGCUCGCUCCCCUAGCCCUGCGGUGCCCCUGAGGGUGGUGCCCACCUUGUCGACAUUGGACAUGAAAACAGCAGAUAAGAUAGAGCUGGGGGACAAUGACCUGAAGAUAAUGCUGAAGAAGCACCAUGAGAAGCGGAAACACCAACCAGAUCACCCCGACCUUUUAACAGGGGACCUGACGCUGAAUGACAUCAUGACCCGAGUCAAUGCCGGAAGGAAGGGCUCCUUAGCAGCCCUGUUUGACAUGGCCAUCCUUAAGAAGAAGGUGAAAGAGAAGGAAGAGAAGAAGAAGAAGAAGCUGAAAGUGAUCAAGUCAGAGGUGGAGGAUCUGGCUGAGCCUCUGAGCAACGCAGAUGGGAUCCCAUCCCUGUCUCAGGCCCCAUCCCCUCUGCCAAUACCUGCCAUCAAGGAAGAACCCCUGGAAGAUCUCAAGCCCUGCCUUGGAAUCAAUGAAAUUUCUUCCAGUUUUUUCUGCCUCCUCUUGGAGAUUCUGCUCCUGGAGGGACAAGCUAGUCUCCCCAUGCUGGAGGAGCGCAUCCUGGAUUGGCAGUCAUCUCCCGCCAGCACCCUCAACAGCUGGUUCUCCUCAGCAUCCAAUUGGGCAGAGCUGGUGUUACCUGCCCUGCAGUACCUCACUGGAGACAGCCAAGCCAUCCCUUCCAGCUUCUCUCCGUUUGUCGAGUUCAAGGAGAAAACCCAGCAGUGGAAGUUGCUCGGCUCAUACCACGACAACGAGAAGGAGUUAACUGCACUCUUCCAGCUGUGGCUGGAGACUAAAGAUCAGACCUUUUGCAAGGAAAACGAAGACAGCUUGGACGCCACGACACCAGUUUCCCGGGUAAGGACUGACUACGUGGUCCGGCCAAGCACAGGGGAAGAGAAACGAGUGUUCCAGGAGCAGGAGCGCUUCCGCUACAGCCAACCUCACAAGGCUUUCACCUUCCGCCUGCACGGCUUUGAGUCCGUGGUGGGGCCCGUCAAGGGCGUGUUCGACAAGGAGACUUCCCUCAAUAAAGCGCGGGAGCACUCCCUGCUGCGCUCUGACCGGCCUGCGUACGUCACCAUCCUGUCCCUCGUAAGGGAUGCUGCGGCCCGGCUUCCCAAUGGAGAGGGCACCCGGGCUGAGAUCUGCGAGCUGCUCAAGGACUCCCAGUUCCUCGCCCCAGAUGUCACAAGUACCCAGGUGAACACAGUGGUGAGUGGUGCUCUGGAUCGGCUGCACUAUGAGAAAGACCCGUGUGUCAAGUACGACAUCGGGCGCAAGCUAUGGAUCUACUUGCACCGGAAAAGGAGCGAGGAAGAGUUUGAGCGGAUUCACCAGGCCCAGGCAGUUGCAGCCAAAGCUCGGAAAGCCCUUCAGCAAAAACCCAAGCCCCCAGCCAAAUUGAAGUCCAGCAGCAAGGAAAGCUCAGUGAAAGUCCUCAGCAGCGGCACCUCAGAGCAGAGCCAGCUGAGCCUCAGCGACUCCAGCAUGCCACCCACGCCGGUCACCCCCGUGACCCCCACCACCCCGGCCCUGCCAGCUACUCCCAUCUCUCCUCCGCCGAUGGCAGGAAUCAGCAAGAGCACUUCCGGUGUCGGCCCCGAACCGGCUAAACCCAGCCCAAGCGUUCUCCUGGUGUCCUCCCCGACCGUGCCUCAACUGGGAACGUUGCUCUCCUCGACGACUCCCAGCAGCCAGGCUCCCCCGACCUCUCAGUCUGCUGCCCGGGUGGUGAGCCACUCCGGUCCGUCCGGACUCCCCCAAGUUCGGGUGGUGACCCAGUCCAGUCUGCCCAGCGUCUCCCAGCAGCCCACGGGGGCAGCACAGCCAUUGCCUCAGAUGCCGGUGGGGCCGCAGAUCCGGGUGCCAGCCACCGCCACACAAACCAAAGUGGUCCCUCAGGCGGUGAUGGCGACGGUUCCGGGGAAGACCCAGACCUCCACGGCCCAGGUGCUGCAGCGACCAGCGGUGGGCCAGACAGGUCUCACUGUGACAAGUCUCCCCCCUGCCACGGCCACCUCCACCAGCAAACCAGCCACCAGUUCCCCGGGCAGCUCAGCCCCAACUUCCUCUGCCGCCACCGUCAUCCAGAACGUCACCGGACAGAACAUCAUCAAGCAGGUGGCCAUCACCGGGCAGCUGGGGGUGAAGCCCCAGGCUGGCAGUGGCAUUCCACUCACGGCCACUAACUUCUGCAUCCAAGGCAAAGAUGUAUUGCGCCUGCCACCCUCCUCCAUCACCACCGACGCCAAGGGCCAGACGGUGUUGCGCAUCACCCCGGACAUGAUGGCCACCUUGACCAAAUCCCAGGUUACCACGGUCAAACUGACCCAGGACCUCUUUGGGGCCAGAAGUGGCACAACAGGCAAAGGGAUCUCUGCUACCCUCCACGUUACCUCCAACCCGGUUCAUGCUGCCGACGCCACGGCCAAGGCCACUUCCAUCAGUGCCCCGUCAUCCAGCCCGGCAGGCACCACGGUGGUCAAAGUGACCCCUGACCUCAAAGCCACUGAAACCUCAGGUUCAGCUUUCCGCUUGAUGCCUGCCCUCGGUGUGAGUGUGGCAGACCAGAAAGGCAAAACCACCGUACCUUCUAGCGAGGCCAAACCAGCUGCCACCAUCCGCAUAGUGCAGGGGCUGGGAGUCAUGCCCCCCAAGGCGGGCCAGACCAUCACCGUCGCCACCCAUGCCAAGCAAGGGGUGGCGGCGGCCAGCGGGGCGGGGGCGGUCCACACCUCGGCGGUGUCCCUGCCCAGCAUGAGCGCAGCCGUGUCAAAAGCUGUGGCAGUUGCUUCCGGGGCGGCGGGUACCCCCAUCAGCAUUGGGACUGGAGCGACCACCGUCCGCCAAGUGCCUGUCAGCACCACAGUCGUGUCCACCUCCCAGGCAGGAAAGCUGCCAGCACGGAUUACGGUGCCGCUGUCAGUCAUCAGCCAGCCCAUGAAGGGCAAGAGCGUCGUCACGGCCCCUCUUAUCAAAGGCAACCUCGGAGCCAACAUCAGUGGAUUGGGUCGCAACAUCAUCCUCACCACCAUGCCAGCGGGCACCAAGCUGAUUGCCGGGAACAAACCCGUCAGCUUCCUCACUGCCCAGCAGCUGCAGCAGCUCCAGCAGCAAGGCCAGGCCACCCAGGUGCGGAUCCAGACGGUCCCAGCCUCCCACCUGCAACAGGGAACGGGUUCCGGAGCUUCCAAGGCCGUCUCCACUGUCGUCGUUACCACCACCCCAUCCCCCAAGCAGGCGUCAGACCAGCAGUGAGCCCACCAGUGGGGAGAAAACAGAUGACUUUCCAACAGCUGCUCCCAGCUGGUCCUCCCCACUCCAAGGGGACGGGAGUCGGGUCACACUCACCGGGCCCUGCGGCUCCAGGAGGGACAGGCCAGUGGUGGGGGGUGGGGCGUGGGGACGGGGAGAGCAGUCAACCAGGUUCUGCAGCCUGGCGGACUGGGAGAAAAUGCAGAGAUGGCACCCGACUCACUCCGGCAUUCACGGGUCAGCUCCCAACUAGCCUAGAGCCUAGAGUCUCUGGUAGAGUGGGACACGGCCUAAGUCCCACUGAACAAGCCAAAGUUCCCCCCUCCUCCGUGGGUGUGGACCGAGUUUGCAUAGGAGGGGAUCCCCAGGAGAGGCCUCUGGGAGCCAAGCCUCAUCCUGUGUAGGGUGGUGGCUAGCGGUUUCUAGCCUUCAGUUACGUUCCACCGGUCCUUUCUACCCCCGGUCAGCCGGAGAUGAGCUCUAGGCUUUGGAUGACGUCGUGUGUCCAGACGGAGAAUUUUAUAUAACUUAUUGUUGGUUUUUAUUAUUAUUAUUAAAUAAAUCAUAUUGCACUUCUGCCUCAACCAGAAACUUGGGCUUGCACCCCUAAACAGCGCAUUCUCUUCAGCCCCAAGUGGGGGCAUUAGUAGGCCUUUCAGCAGUAAGCUCAGUUGGGGCCAGCCUUCAGGGUACCAGGAUUAAAGGGGGAGGAGCCGAGCAAAUUCCAAGGAACAAGGAGAUGAAGAAGGUUGGAAUUUUCUGGAAGGGAAAUAGGCUCGUUGUGGACAGCAGAGCAAACUCCAAGGAAUCAGGAGAUGAGGAAGGUUGGAUUUUCUGGAAGGGAAAAAAAGCUCAACUGGAGAGGGAUAAACUCGUUGUGUUGUACUCUCCCAGCUUAGUUCAGUGCUCUGCACACCGUGAAAGCCCAAUAAAUGCGAUUGAUUGAUUAAUUGAUUGAAAUGGUACUUGAAAUGGCCUGGUAGUAGAUGGGGCCCCCAGAGGGAGUGGAACACACUGGUACUAACUCUCUGCUCUCUUUCUGCAGACUUUGCUCCUUUUUAAUCACGGGCCAUCUAGACUCAUUCAAGAGCCAGCCCGCAGGGUUGCUUUUACAACCCCCUGCUGAGGCCCAAGCAUUGUUCAUUUCAAAGGUACAGUCCCUCUCCUCCUCUCCCUCCUGUCCUGGCAGUGCAGGCAGGAGGCUGCCUCUGAGCCCCUGCCCAAGGUCUGGUGCUCCACCAUGCAGGAUCGACCCCACUGAUCAGCUAUCAUGUGGGCUUUGUCCUCUAGUUUGUGUUUCCUCAUCCACCAGUAGGGGGUCGGGCAAUGCUCUGACUGCUGUUUUUUAAAAUGUAAUAUAUAAUUAAAUGCCCUGCCUGUCAACA
Molecule: messenger RNA, 5544 nt
Organism: Tachyglossus aculeatus (Australian echidna)
Lineage: Eukaryota; Metazoa; Chordata; Mammalia; Monotremata; Tachyglossidae
Gene: NFRKB
Product: nuclear factor related to kappaB binding protein
Exons: 27
Coding region: 254-4162 (1302 amino acids)
Cellular component (GO): Ino80 complex
Molecular function (GO): protease binding
Source: RefSeq, a predicted model, not a curated record